This is a messenger RNA of Lentinula edodes (shiitake mushroom), 1434 nucleotides long. RefSeq lists its product as uncharacterized. NCBI's taxonomy places the organism in Eukaryota, Fungi, Basidiomycota, Agaricomycetes, Agaricales, Omphalotaceae. Bases 1 to 1434 code for a protein of 477 amino acids. The transcript has 4 exons. The record is from RefSeq and is a predicted model, not a curated record.
AUGACGCCACGUUUCCACUUCCUUUCUCCGCGUCUGACAUUCGCUUUGGCUUUUUAUUCAACCUUCCAGUAUGUUUCAGGGGAUCGUAAUGUUACUGUAGACGAUAGCGAUGGAUCUAUCAGCUAUUCGACUGGUUGGAGUGUUUCUUCUGGGAGCAAUUCGUUGGACUAUGGAGGCUAUCACCAUCUUUCCGAUUCCAAGACAGCCACAGCAAGCUUCACAUUUACUGGUAUCGCCGUCUACAUCAUGGCGCCUCUCUGGCCUUAUGCAGUGGGUGCUCAGGCCGGUGUUGAUGGUUCAUCGCCUGUAUCCAUCGACAUGCAAGACCACACGCAUACCUCGGAUGGUGGCUCAGAGGAUGUCGCAUCUGCUGUUCUAUGGGGUAUGGACGGGCUCGGUAACUCUUCCCACACGCUACAGAUCUCAUUUUGGGAUAGUGAAGAGUAUAUUGCCCUGGAUGCGAUUAUUUAUACAGUUCAGGAUUCAUCGUCGACCACUGCCUCUUCCUCCUUUUCCUCUUCUUCCUCUUCGUCAUCGUCGUCUGCCACAUCGGCUUCAUCGGCUUCCAAAAUCUCGUCCACAAGCCACACCGGGGUUAUUGUAGGUGCAAUCGCAGGAGGAAUUGUCAUUGCUUUCAUCGUCAUUGCGUUCGCUGUGUGCCUCACUCGACGUCGACGGAACCAGACCAAUCGCCCCUUCAUUACUGGUGCUGCAGGCGCAGAAGCAUUUGUCGGAGGCGCAGGACGGACGUCACGGAAGUUUGGAGGAAAAUCUUAUGCCAGUGCUGCUCCUGAUUCUCCAAUCAUGGUUUCCGUCCCCCUCGGAAGUCCGGGAUCCUUUGGGAACAAUGCUAACCAGAAUCCAAAUACUACGUCGUACUAUAGCCAAGGAAGCUCUUCUACCACUUCUGCAGCUUAUCAAAAUGAUCAUCCUCGAAAUGCGAUGUCCUCAUUUCCAGGCUAUAGCCAACCGGUACCAGGGUCCCAGUAUGGAGAAGGCUUGCAACUCUAUGGCCAGCCUGACAAAGGGUCUCAUAGAAAUUCACAAUACGGGUCUGACCGUCCGUACUCGUCGUACAACCCAUGGAAUAGUUCCUCAGCCAUGGCCAGUGGUGUCGCUGCUGCUGCUACGGGCGGCGCUCACGUAGGCGCCUCGCUUCCUCACAAUGGUGUGGCAAAUGGGAGCGGUAACAUGGCGGAUUCUUACGGUGCUUUGGGGGGUCCUAAUCCUCAUACAGAUUCGUUUUUGGCCGCCCCCGGACAGAUAGUUCUAUCUUAUGGAGGAGCUGCUUCAGAUUCAGGGGCUGGUUCGAGCUCCUCCAGAUCAGAUGUCUACACGACGAAACCAUUGACUUCAGCCGCAGAAAAACGACGAUUGGCGCUUGCCCAUCGUGAGGAGGAACAGGAGGAAGAGGCACCACCGAGUUACUCAUAA